CAGUGUUCCACUGCCAUCCAAUCAGAAAUCUGUUAACCUGUGCAAUAGUGGUUUGUUUUGCAGUAUCUUAUCCAAUCAGCUCACUGCCUCCUAAGAGAGCUUUAUAUAUUAUUCUGUGGCUUUUUAAUAUUGUGCAAAAAGGAAAUUCCAGAGAUCUGACCAGCAGGAAAAGUGGAAGAUAACAGAUAGACUUGGGAAAGUUAAUAAACAGAGAGGACGAGAUGAUACGACUCCAGGCAAGAAUUGCGCAACUAUUUUUCUUUUUUGUUUUGAAGCUGUUCUGGUCCCAAGUGAGUUCCCAGCAAUGCUCAUCUCAGUGCAGGUGUCCGACCGAGCCGCCUAUGUGCGCUCCCGGGGUUCAACUAAUACUGGAUGACUGCGCGUGCUGCCUGGUUUGUUCCCGGCAGCAAGGAGAAGCUUGCUCAGAGAGAAGCCCCUGCGACACACACAAAGCACUGCGCUGCGAUUACAGUGCUGAUCCGAGGAAGAGAGUAGGAGUCUGCAUGGCCUGGGAAGGAGACAUCUGUGUCUUUGAUGGCUCUGUCUAUCAGAAUGGUGAAACAUUCCAGCCUAGCUGCAAAUACCAGUGUGUCUGCAGGGACGGCCAGAUCAGCUGCGUGCCACGCUGCAACCUGGAUGUGCUGCUCCCAGGCCCAGACUGCCCCUUCCCCAGGAAAGUCCAACUUCCAGGAGAAUGCUGUGAGAAGUGGGUGUGUGACUCCAAGGCAGAAUCACCCCUUGGGGGUUUUGUGAUGGCAGCUUACAGACAGGAAGACACCUAUGGAGUUGACGUCUUUAAUCCCAGCAUUAACUGCAUUGAACAGACAACGGAAUGGGGCGCCUGCUCCAAGUCUUGUGGAAUGGGGGUGUCCACACGGGUCACCAACAGGAACCGUCGCUGUGAGAUGGGGAAGCAGAACCGCCUGUGCAUGGUCAGACCAUGUGAGAAGGAACAUCAGAAGCAGACAAGCAAGAAGGGGAAGAAGUGUUUCAGAACAAAGAAGACUAUGAAGCCAACGCACUUUGAGUUUAAGAACUGCACCAGUGUACAUGCCUACAAACCCAGGUACUGCGGCGUGUGCAGUGAUGGGAGGUGCUGUACCCCGCAUAGCACCAAAACUGUGCAGGUGGAAUUCCGGUGUCCCAGGGGCAAAACCAUCAAGAAGACAAUGAUGUUCAUCAAUACCUGUGCCUGCCAUAACAACUGCCCGAGGGACAACGCUGUCUUCCAAAUGUCAGACCCCAUGUUCAAUAGAUUCAAAAUAUAAGUAUUCUGCUACUUUUUUUUUUUUUUACAGGUGGUUAAUGAAUGUGGUUGUCAUUAUUCUAAAGGGAAAGUGUAUGAAAGCACAAUUACUUUAACAGUACAGUAGUGUCAAUCACACAUUGUAAUUCAGAAACUAUUAUUGUAAUAUUUAGAGCCAGUACUUGUAUACUGUAUUACAUAAUAUAGCCUCAUAAACUUAUUGUUACAUCAGAAACUUCUUAGUAAUCAGAUGCUUUGAAGCAAUAUAAGCUUAAAGGUCUAGCACACUAUUUUGCUUCUUUAGCUAUAACAGAACUUUAUGAUUUUAUUUAUAAUCAGAUACUGCUGCAAGUAAUCCAGUGGUUAAAGAACCAGGUUUAUAACCAGGAGGUCCCCAGUUCAAAUCCCACCUCAGCCACUGACUCAUUGUGUGACCCUGAGCAAGUCACUUAAGCUCCUUGUGCUCCGUCUUUCGGGUGAGACGUAGUUGUAAGUGACUCUGCAGCUGAUGCAUAGUUCACACACCCUAGUCUCUGUAAGUCGCCUUGGAUGAAGGCGUCUGCGAAAUAAACAAAUAAUAUAAUAAUAUAUGUGUCCCUCUAGAUGAAACCGGCUUUGAUUUAAAUGCUGGACCUCAAGGUUUUCCUUCUGACAAAGUAGACAGCUAGAAUAAUGCAGUAAACACAAGAGACCCACCAUUUACACUUUAGAUGAACCAUAUUGUGAAGCACUGCAGCUUUAAGCAAGAAAAAAAAAACAGAACGUUCUAAGACAAAAUAUGCAGAAUAUUGAUAAAAGACUCUGAGGACAGUUUGUUAAUUUCAUUUGCGGUGAUAGACAGUAUGGACUGCAAUGAAAAACUAGCAUGUUACUCAGACUGAAAGACUGUAAAUACUUGCUCUAUAUUUUUAUCCUGUUUACUGUGUGCGUAAGGGAGGGAGGGGGGGUUCCAUGAUGUGUAAGGAAUUUGUAAAUAGAAAAUGUAUAUAAUGUAUUUCACCCAAUGUGUAACAAGUAUGAUAAUGACAAGCAUGACUGCAGUUCCCAGUUAUAAAAUAUAUUUUUUUUAUGGAAAAUGUUUAUCUAUUAAUGUUUCUACCAGGUCUCUAGUGUACAUGUAUUUUAUCAUGUACAGUGAGUGGUGGUGGUGGUGUAACUGGCCUGGAUAACAAACACUCUGAAAGUGCAAGACAGAAAUCUACUGCAAGUUUCUAGCUUUUCAAAAACCCAAAUGCUGCCAGUUAUGAACCUUUGUAGUCUGAACUGCCGGACAAUUGUCUGUAACUGAAUUUCAUGUUCUAAAUGCAAAAUAGCUAAACAAGGUAUCUUCCUUGAGGAAAAAAAUCAUUGUAAGAUGAAAAAGAACAGGGUUAGUAAAAGAGAGUUUAGCAUGUUGUAAUGGUGGCUGUCUUCAACAGCCUAAAACAAAGAGUGAGCAUACUGUUGUUGCUGAAUGAAUAAAACACGUAUGAUAAUUAUUUUAUUCCUCUCUAAAAUAGGGCCUUACCUCUCAAAUCUAACACACUGACAACCAGUGUAAGCACGUAUUUAUAAAUGUUUAAGAAAAGUGAAAUAUCAAAAAAAAAAUCCUAUCUGACAAGUAUGUGUUGUAUUCAUAAUACAGCAUCAGAGAACUGUGCUUGGAAACACAGAAGACAUACAACUCUGGAUGACCUCAUUCUUAAACUUGUUUUUUACAAUCAUGUAUUAACCAUUUUAAUUAAAGGGAUGAGUAAUGCAACUGACUGUGCAAUGGGUGUGACUUUUGUUAACUGAGUUAUGAAAGCAUAACUUGAGGGGUCAGGACUAGCCAGUCACACUGAAAUGCCUUACAUUUUUCUUCUUU
Messenger RNA from Acipenser ruthenus (sterlet), 3092 nucleotides. RefSeq names its product CCN family member 3-like. The record is from RefSeq and is a predicted model, not a curated record. Lineage: Eukaryota; Metazoa; Chordata; Actinopteri; Acipenseriformes; Acipenseridae. The transcript has 5 exons. Bases 222 to 1268 code for a protein of 348 amino acids. Gene Ontology annotation, molecular function: integrin binding; heparin binding. Gene Ontology annotation, biological process: cell adhesion; signal transduction. Gene Ontology annotation, cellular component: extracellular matrix; extracellular region.